UUAGGCCACAGCCGACACGACGUUUGCGACGACAACUGUACACUACACACAUAUAUACCUACCUAAUACUUAACACGACAGCGAGACACGCGAGUGGGACACAGCAUCCAGACCAUCCAAGACACGACACCAAGGACAGCAUCAGAGAUGGAUACCAUGAUGACAACCCACCCGAACGGGCCGGCCUUUUACUUUUACAGCCCGGAUAUGAACCCGGAGAGCCGGCAACACGGCCGGUUCAUCCCGCAACAACACCAACAACACCAGCACCACCAACACCACCACCAGCACCCGGCGAUGCAGCAAAUGUCCAUGCUUCCGAUCGUGGCUCCGCUGCCCUCGACACCCGUCUACUCGCGGCCCGGCUCCUCGUGCUCGCAGCCGCCGCUUCUGCCCAAGGGUUUCGGCAGCGUCCCGAUCCUGCCGUCGACACUGACGCCCGUGGCUUCCCCCAUGCCCAUCGCCCCCAAGCCGACCAUCGUGCUGGACACGGAGCUGUGCGAGGCCGAGGGGAUGUACUCCCCGUCGACCCCGCCGCUCUCGUCAUCGGGCAGUGCCAUCAGCAGCCCCGGCAGCUGUGACAUGCUGCAGACCCCGCUGAACCCCAUGUUUUCGGGACUCGAUGGCAAGGAAUCGUGUGGCAUGGACGGGGAGCUCGAGAGCUUCCCGAGCCUCGACUGGUCCGCAUGCGCAUCACCCCCGCUGACGCCUGUGUACCUCCCCGCGCAACCACAGGCAUCCAAGAUCGCUCCGCUCAACACACAGGCUUGCGACCUCCUUUCUCCCGCAUCCUCGUGCCCCUCUCUUUCUCCCUCGCCAUCCCCCUAUGCGCGCUCCAUCUCGUCGGACGACUUCUGCGACCCGAGGAAUUUGACUGUCGGCACUGUCAACUCGACCCUCGCGCCCGAAUUCUCUGCCUUGCCCACCCUGUGCGCUGGCGAGGACGAAGACCAGAAGUUUGUGCUCAGGGGUGCGACGCCUGCAAUUUCACCCGAUUCUUCCUCCUUUGAGUUCCACUCGCAGCUCUGCAGCAACCUCCCUUCUUUUGACGCCCUCUCCGAUCUCGAUUCCGAGGACGAUUUUGUCAACGGGCUUGUCAACCUCGGCGACUGCACUGAGGUUCAGAUCAGUCGGUCACGUGCCAGCUCUGACGCGCUCUCACUCGGCGCAUCGAGCUACCUCUGCGGCGACGACUCGGAAGAUUUCGAAGCCGGCGACGCCUUUGGCGCCGACAGCCUCCUCAGCCCAGCUGAUUCGGGCGACGACAGUGACGCGCACAGGAACAAGCGUCAAAAGAAGAGCGACAAGCCCGCCAUGAGCACCGUCGCCGAUUCCCAAUCGGGUAGCACCCAGAGCCAGUCUCCUAGCAACGAGGACAGCACGGGCAAUGCCACCGAGACCAAGAACGAGUCCGAGUCGAACUCUGGCUCCGAGAACGCCGGGUCAACUCCCCUCGCGGCCCCCACCACCCGCCGUGGACGCAAGCAAUCUCUGACCGAGGACCCCUCCAAGACGUUUGUUUGCGAGAUCUGCUUCCGCCGGUUCCGCCGCCAGGAACACCUCAAGCGCCAUUACCGCUCGCUGCACACUCAGGACAAGCCGUUCGAGUGCGGCGACUGCGGCAAGAAGUUCUCCCGCUCGGAUAACCUCGCGCAGCACGCUCGCACCCACGGCGCCGGCGCCAUCGUAAUGAACCUCAUCGACGAUCCCGAUUCCAUGGGCGCCGGUGGUGCGGGUAUGUCCGGCUACCCUCAUCCGUCCAUGAUGGGCGCUCCCGGCAUGGCCGGUGAUGAUUUUUCCUCCCUCGGCAAGGUCCUCUUCCAGGUCGCCGCCGACAUUCCGGGCAGCGGUAGCGAGCUGUCUUCGGACGAAGGCAGCGACCACAGCAAGAAGAAGCGCAAGCGGGCCGAGUAAGCAGUUGGACGCAUACUCGUUCCGCCGCUUCGGGACGCCAACCUUCGCUUCUUCGCACACUCUUCACACAAUGGCAAUGGUUCACGCACUUGGAACGUGCCGUCGCCAUUGAUGCCCGAUACGACGACCCAUGAUGACUUCAGCCUGGGCAUGGUAAAUACAUCACACCGGUGGGAAAGGUCAUCAGCAUACAAAGGGGGGAUCACUCCAUUUCGAAACGCCGGCAUGACCAGGGAAUUGGUUUUUUAUUUUCACACGGCGCCUUUACUGCACCCGGGGCAGGGGUGGGAGGGGGGGAUCACUUCAAAGCAAAGCGAGUACAAGGUCAAUUUCUGUUUCGGCGUUUGCGCAUAUUUCAUCCGCCUCUUCCGCAUUGUAACAUCACCGUUUCGACUCAUCAUACUCGGGCAU
Molecule: messenger RNA, 2325 nt
Organism: Chaetomium fimeti
Lineage: Eukaryota; Fungi; Ascomycota; Sordariomycetes; Sordariales; Chaetomiaceae
Exons: 3
Coding region: 148-1914 (588 amino acids)
Source: RefSeq, a predicted model, not a curated record